Messenger RNA from Trypanosoma cruzi, 1065 nucleotides. RefSeq names its product 40 kDa cyclophilin, putative. Gene Ontology annotation, biological process: protein peptidyl-prolyl isomerization; protein folding. Lineage: Eukaryota; Euglenozoa; Kinetoplastea; Trypanosomatida; Trypanosomatidae. The coding region runs from base 1 to 1065 and encodes 354 amino acids. The record is from RefSeq and is a predicted model, not a curated record. Gene Ontology annotation, molecular function: protein binding; peptidyl-prolyl cis-trans isomerase activity. The transcript has a single exon.
AUGGGGAAACUCUGUUGGCUUCAGAUUUCGAUUGGUGGUAAGCCAGCAAAGGAGAAAAUUCUUCUAGAGCUGUUUGACGACAUUACACCAAAGACAUGUGCCAAUUUUCGGGCGCUUUGCACGGGCAAUGAGGGCAAAGUGACAGAUGAGACGCAAAUACCAAUGACAUACAAGGGCAGUACAUUUCAUCGGAUUAUCGCUGGCUUUAUGAUUCAGGGUGGCGACUUCACGAAGCAUAAUGGUACAGGCGGUGUGUCCAUUUAUGGCGAACGCUUUGAUGAUGAGAACUUUGAUGUACCUUGCGACAAGGCUGGUUUGCUUGCGAUGGCAAAUGCCGGACCAAACACCAACGGGUCCCAGUUUUUUAUCACUGUGAAUCCAGCGCAACACCUUACGGGUCGACAUGUUGUGUUUGGCAAGGUGGUUCGUGGGAUGAAUACCGUUCGGGCUCUGGAGCACACCGAAACUGGUGCGAAUGACAAGCCCGUAAAACCGUGCGUGAUAGUUGAUUGUGGGGUCACAGAUACACUUCCUGAGCCGGAGCCUCAGGUCGGGGGGGACACCUUCCCAGAUUACCCGGAGGAUUGCACUCCAUCACUGACAGAUGCAGAGCUUCUUGAUGUGGGGGAGGAGAUAAGGCAGAUUGGUAACAAAUUAUUUAAGGCAUCGGAUUUUGAAAACGCCAUACAGAAGUAUGAAAAGGCCGCACGGUUCGUAAAGACAAUUAACAAAACCACUGCAAACGAUGUGGCUGUUAAUGAGAAAUUGAUUGCCUGCUACAACAACACAGCUGCAUGUGCAAUAAAAUUGGGCCAGUGGUCAGAGGCGAGGAAUGCCGCGUCGAGGGUUCUUGAGUUGGACAAUUCCAACGCCAAGGCGUUGUUCCGCCGCGGAUUUGCCUCUCUCAGUGCGGGCGAUUCUGAAUCUGCCGUGGCAGACUUUACAAAGGCACAGAAGUUGGACCCUGAUAACACUGAAAUCGUGACAGUGCUUCAGCAGGCGAAGGAAGCAGAGAAGGUUCGUACCGCCAAAUUGGCUGCAGGAUUGAAGAAGAUGUUUUCGUGA